AUGAUGGAAGAAGGCGACGAUGUGCUCGAACACAUCAACAAGCUCAAGCCGCUGGCGGAACAGCUAGAAGCGGUGGGUGCUCCAGUCUGCGAGGACGAUCUGGUGAUCACACUUCUCGGCAGCCUGAGUGACUCGUAUCAAUUCUUGAUCACAGCUUGGAGUCGCGCUCAGACACUCUUAGCUGGGAGCUCGUGA
Messenger RNA from Peronospora matthiolae, 195 nucleotides. The record is from the annotation of a GenBank genome assembly. Lineage: Eukaryota; Oomycota; Peronosporomycetes; Peronosporales; Peronosporaceae.